AUGGUCACCCGAGCAUGUGACGGCAUCCGCGUGCCCAACCCGAAGUAUGCAAAUGUCGCCGUGAACCCGUCACCGCCAUCUCCUCUGCCUUCUGUUCGUGCGGCCCUAAGCGACCCGGAAUGGCGUGCGGCGAUGCAAGAUGAGUUCAAUGCGCUGCAGGCCAACGGAACUUGGUCACUUGUUCCACGACCGCCACAUGCCAAUGUGAUCACCGGCAAAUGGCUCUUCAAGAACAAGCUCCAUCCCGACGGAACGCUGGAGCGGCGCAAGGCACGGUGGGUUGUACGCGGAUUCUCGCAACGACCGGGGGUUGAUUUUCAUCAAACCUUCUCCCCGGUGGUCAAGCCGACGUCCAUCCGCACGGUGCUCCAUCUUGCCGACUGUGGAUAUUGA
Phragmites australis (common reed) is the source of this 393-nucleotide messenger RNA. RefSeq lists its product as uncharacterized. The transcript has a single exon. Lineage: Eukaryota; Viridiplantae; Streptophyta; Magnoliopsida; Poales; Poaceae. The record is from RefSeq and is a predicted model, not a curated record. The coding region runs from base 1 to 393 and encodes 130 amino acids.